CUUGCGCGAUGGAGUGAACAUGAGCGAUCAACUGGGUCGAGGGAUGAACUCGUUGGAAUGCAUGAAGAUCGGCGCGGAGGCGACGCGACGCAUGAAUUUACUGCUGCUUUUGGAGUCCGCGCCUUGCUUUACUCAAUGGUGUCGUCGCUCCUCUUCCCUCUCCCCAAGGUGAACACUACCCACAAGCCCCGACAGGUUUUCUUCAGCGGCGCUGUGAAAUCUUGCGCUCUGAGUUGAGUUUUGGUUACUCGCCAGGCGGCCCGCAGGAAACCUGUUUCGCCAGCGUUGAGAAGUUGGAUUCCUGUGUUGCUUCUGUUUCGCCGCGACCAUGGUGAGGGCUCGUCUCGCAUCCGCCUUCGCGUGGGCUGCUCGUGUGGCGGCUGCGCCUCGCCCGGCUCUCGCCUCAGAGGGGAGGACAAUUUUGGCUGUUUCUGCUUGCAAAGGAACUGGUGCUGCUGUCGCUACUGCAGUCAGGACAUCCUCAGGCACCAAUGGCGGCUACAGUAGAUGGUUCCCAGCUGCUACCUUCUUGCCAGUUGCAGCUUUCAUGAUCCAGGACCCGACAGUUGAGGCCGUUGAGUUGGAGAGGACUUUCAUUGCAAUCAAGCCAGAUGGUGUCCAGAGAGGCCUGAUCUCAGAGAUAAUUGGGCGCUUUGAACGCAAGGGCUAUAAACUAGUUGCCAUCAAGCUAAUCGUCCCCACCAAGGAAUUUGCUGCUCAGCACUACGAUGACUUGAGCUCACGUCCCUUUUUUAAUGGUCUUUGCGACUUUUUGAGCUCUGGUCCAGUGGUUGCUAUGGUAUGGGAAGGUCAAGGUGUCAUCAAGUAUGGACGCAAGCUAAUUGGAGCCACCAGCCCGCAAGCUUCUGAGCCAGGAACCAUCAGAGGCGACCUUUGUGUGCAAGUAUCGAGGAAUAUUAUCCACGGCAGUGAUGGACCUGAGACGGCUGUUAACGAGAUUGGCUUGUGGUUCAAGCCUGAGGAGCUAGUAAGCUACACCAAGAACGACGAGAAGUGGCUCUACGAGUAGAGAAUGGUUGCAGUUUCCAGUUUUGGUAGUUUGAGCACAGAGAUCAUUGGAGCCCAGUUCUUGGUAGGUUUUUCUACCCUCAGAGCACGCUGAGGCUGAGAUCACUUAUAUUCGCCAGUCAUUGGCUGUAUCCAUUUCGUAGUCAUGAAACGGGAUCCUUAACACAGGUUGACAAGUUAGUAUAUUGAAUGGUCUUGACUGUAUUCGAAUCCCAUGCAAUCCAUCCUGCUAAAUUCAAGAUAUUAUGGCUACUAA
Messenger RNA from Physcomitrium patens, 1285 nucleotides. RefSeq names its product nucleoside diphosphate kinase 4, chloroplastic. Lineage: Eukaryota; Viridiplantae; Streptophyta; Bryopsida; Funariales; Funariaceae. The record is from RefSeq and is a predicted model, not a curated record. Gene Ontology annotation, molecular function: nucleoside diphosphate kinase activity. Gene Ontology annotation, biological process: GTP biosynthetic process; UTP biosynthetic process; CTP biosynthetic process.